This is a messenger RNA of Pipistrellus nathusii (Nathusius's pipistrelle), 910 nucleotides long. Lineage: Eukaryota; Metazoa; Chordata; Mammalia; Chiroptera; Vespertilionidae. The record is from the annotation of a GenBank genome assembly.
AUGGCGCGCCGCGGGGAGCGCGGGGACGGCGGCCGCGCCCGCGAGCACGUGUUCCUGCUUCCAGAAUAUUUAAAAGAUGCCUCCAAGAAGAUGAAAAGUGGGCUUAUGUUUGUAAAAUUGGUUAACCCAUGUUCAGGGAAAGGAGCCCUUUACUUAUUCAAUAUGUGUCUACAGCAACUGUUUGAAAUAAAAGUUUUCAAGGAAAAACACCAUUCUUGGUUUAUAAAUCAAUCAGUUCAAUCAGGAGGUCUUCUCCAUUUUGUCACUCCCAUGGACCCUCUAUUUCUGCUCCUCCACUACCUUAUAAAGGCUGAUAAAGAGGGCAAGUUUCAGCCUCUAGAUCAAGUUGUGGUGGAUGAUGUGUUUCCGAAUUGCAUCUUGUUGCUGAAACUUCCUGAACUUGAGAAGUUACUUCGACACGUGACAGAGGAAAAAGAAAUAGGCAAAAAGAAAUAUUACAAGUACAGCAAAGAGAAGACAUUAAAGUGGCUGGAAAAAAAGGUUAAUCAGACUGUGGCAGCAUUAAAAAACAAUAGCAUAAAUGUUGGUGCCCGGGUACAAUCAGCUGCAUUUUUCUCCGGUCACCAGAUUUCCAGUGACAGGGAAGAGGACUAUAUUCGUUAUGCCCAUGGCCUGAUAUCUGAUUACAUCACUAAAGAAUUAAGUGAUGACCUAUCUAAAUAUUUAAAGCUUCCAGAAUAUGCAGCUUCAUUGCCAAAACCUCCAUCAAAGAAGGUAAAGUUAUCAGAUGAGCCCGUAGAAGCAAAAGAAGAUUACACUAAGUUUAAUACCAAAGAUAUGAAGACUGAAAAGAAAAAUAGCAAAAUGACUGCAGCUCAAAAGGCGUUGGCUAAAGUUGACAAGUCUGGAAUGAAAAGUGGCAGCACAAAGACAGAAAAGAAACAAAUGA